CUCAACCCGUAUAAAUAUAUUGCUCCAAAACCGAUUAUUGGCGACGAUGUGAUGGAAAAACCAAUGAAACCAGAAGAAGUUGCCUUGCUCAACAAAUUUCUGCACAAAAAAGUGGAUCUCAUGCAGAAUAGUGGUAUUGACGUAUCGUUAGACAGAAAUGACCCUCGCUCACCGUUGCAUUCCAUUCGGAGCUUUCGUGAUCUCAGACUUCGACCGGAGCUUCUUGAAGCCCUGAACGUGUUAGGAUUUACACAACCGUCCAAAAUUCAAGAGUUCGCUCUCCCCCUAUUAAUUAUGGAACCACCAACAAAUAUUAUUGCCCAAUCGCAAUCGGGUACAGGAAAAACCGCAACUUUCGUUCUUACAAUGCUUUCACGUGUGGAUGCUUCAAAGAAACGUCCGCAGUGUCUCUGCUUAGCGCCGACAUAUGAGCUUGCCAUACAGAUAGGUGAGGUGGUCGCCAAAAUCGCUCAGUUUAUGCCUGAGAUCAGGGUCCAUUUCGCAGUCAGAGGAGUGAAACCUUCGGCGCCCAUAACUGAACAAAUAAUCAUUGGCACCCCUGGAAAGUUGGUCGACUACCUUACCAAAUACCACUGCCUUGACCCGUCUAACAUUUGCUGCCUUGUUCUCGACGAAGCAGACGUCAUGAUCAAUCAAGCCGGUUAUACAGAACAGAGCACACAAAUCUACAAGUAA
This is a messenger RNA of Haemonchus placei, 696 nucleotides long. Lineage: Eukaryota; Metazoa; Nematoda; Chromadorea; Rhabditida; Trichostrongylidae. The record is from the annotation of a GenBank genome assembly.